This is a messenger RNA of Stylonychia lemnae, 516 nucleotides long. The record is from the annotation of a GenBank genome assembly. Lineage: Eukaryota; Ciliophora; Spirotrichea; Sporadotrichida; Oxytrichidae.
AUGAAAAACGAUAGCCAUUAAGCUUUGGAUUUAAAAGAAGAAGAUCUGAAGUAUUUCACUUACAAUGUGCAAUAUAAAAAGGUAAAAGCUCAUAUAUUUUAAUAUUCACUAAAGUAUACAUGUGUGCUAACUGGUCAUGAUCUGCUAGCAGAUUAAGUCAAAAGUUAUGUCGAAACUAAUGCUAAAUACCAACACGCUAAAAUGAAUCAGGGCUUUGACUAUAAGACUUUAAGUAAAUAUUUAGUAGAACAUAAACGAAAGAAAAGCAUGUUAAUGGAAAAAGUUUCAAGUCUAAACUAUGUAGAAAUUUUCACUAACUAACAAACUUAACUAGAUUAGCAAUGGAAGAAAGGAAUGCUUCAGAAAAGAAAGAAGUUGAUUGCCAAGUUAAAGACACUGCGAUUAAAAAAGGUGUUGGAUUUCAACAGGUUUUUGUAUGGAAAUUAUCUACUCAAGAAUAAAUAUGCCCAGCUUAAAAGAAUUACCAGAAUGACUAUUCUUACAAUGAGACCAUGA